Molecule: messenger RNA, 2429 nt
Organism: Talpa occidentalis (Iberian mole)
Lineage: Eukaryota; Metazoa; Chordata; Mammalia; Eulipotyphla; Talpidae
Gene: HIPK2
Product: homeodomain interacting protein kinase 2
Exons: 10
Coding region: 131-2386 (751 amino acids)
Biological process (GO): peptidyl-serine phosphorylation; positive regulation of transcription by RNA polymerase II; peptidyl-threonine phosphorylation
Cellular component (GO): cytoplasm; PML body; nucleus
Molecular function (GO): SMAD binding; transcription corepressor activity; protein tyrosine kinase activity
Source: RefSeq, a predicted model, not a curated record
GGCGGCCCCGGCUGCGCCGAGAGCGGAGACACAGGCUCAAGAUGGCAGAUUCCGACUGAGGCUGGGGGGGCCGAGACCGCGCGCCGCUGUCCCCGCUCCGUUGCCAUGAACCGCGGACACCCCGGCCCGGAUGGCCCCCGUGUACGAAGGUAUGGCCUCGCAUGUGCAAGUUUUCUCCCCUCACACCCUUCAAUCAAGUGCCUUCUGUAGUGUGAAGAAACUGAAAGUAGAGCCGAGUUCCAACUGGGACAUGACUGGGUACGGCUCCCACGGCAAAGCCUACAGCCAGAGCAAGAACGUCCCGCCACCUCAGCCAGCCACCACAACCGUCAGCACCUCCUUGCCGCUUCCGAACCCGAGCCUACCUUACGAGCAGACCAUCAUCUUCCCAGGCAGCACCGGGCACGUCGUCGUCACGUCAGCCAGCAGCACCUCCGUCGCCGGGCAGGCCCUGGGCGGACCACACAACCUGAUGCGUCGCAGCACUGUGAGCCUCCUGGACACCUACCAAAAAUGCGGACUCAAGCGCAAGAGUGAGGAGAUCGAGAACACGAGCAGCGUGCAGAUCAUCGAAGAGCACCCACCCAUGAUCCAGAACAAUGCCAGCGGGGCCACGGUCGCCACUGCCACCACCUCCACGGCCACCUCCAAAAACAGCGGCUCCAACAGCGAGGGCGACUACCAGCUGGUGCAGCACGAGGUGCUGUGCUCCAUGACCAACACGUACGAGGUCCUCGAGUUCCUGGGCCGAGGGACGUUUGGGCAGGUGGUCAAGUGCUGGAAGCGGGGCACCAACGAAAUCGUGGCCAUCAAGAUCCUGAAGAACCACCCGUCCUACGCCCGCCAAGGUCAGAUCGAGGUGAGCAUCCUGGCCCGGCUGAGCACGGAGAGCGCCGACGACUACAACUUCGUGCGGGCCUACGAGUGCUUCCAGCACAAGAACCACACGUGCUUGGUGUUCGAGAUGCUGGAGCAGAACCUCUACGACUUCCUGAAGCAGAACAAGUUCAGCCCCUUGCCCCUCAAGUACAUUCGCCCCGUCCUCCAGCAGGUCGCCACGGCCCUGAUGAAACUCAAGAGCCUGGGGCUCAUCCACGCUGACCUCAAGCCGGAAAACAUCAUGCUGGUGGACCCCUCUCGGCAGCCCUACCGCGUCAAGGUCAUCGACUUCGGGUCCGCCAGCCACGUGUCCAAGGCCGUGUGUUCCACCUACUUGCAGUCCAGAUAUUACAGGGCCCCUGAGAUCAUCCUCGGUUUACCUUUCUGCGAGGCGAUCGACAUGUGGUCUCUGGGCUGCGUCAUCGCAGAGCUGUUCCUCGGCUGGCCGCUCUACCCGGGGGCAUCAGAAUACGAUCAGAUUCGGUAUAUUUCACAAACACAAGGCUUGCCGGCUGAAUAUUUAUUAAGCGCGGGGACAAAGACAACUCGGUUUUUCAACCGUGACACAGACUCGCCAUAUCCUUUGUGGAGGCUGAAGACCCCGGAUGACCAUGAAGCAGAAACGGGGAUUAAGUCGAAAGAAGCGAGGAAGUACAUUUUCAACUGUUUAGAUGACAUGGCGCAGGUGAACAUGACGACAGAUCUGGAAGGGAGCGACAUGUUGGUGGAAAAGGCAGACCGGCGGGAGUUCAUUGACCUGUUGAAAAAGAUGCUGACAAUAGACGCUGAUAAGAGAAUCACCCCGAUCGAGACCCUGAACCACCCCUUCGUCACCAUGGCGCACCUGCUCGACUUCCCCCACAGCACACACGUCAAAUCAUGUUUCCAGAACAUGGAGAUCUGCAAGCGCCGGGUGAACAUGUACGACACGGUGAACCAGAGCAAAACCCCCUUCAUCACACACGUGGCCCCCAGCACGUCCACCAACCUGACCAUGACCUUCAACAACCAGCUGAACACUGUCCACAACCAGGCUCCCUCCUCCACCAGUGCCACUAUUUCCUUAUCCAACCCCGAAGUCUCCAUACUAAACUACCAAUCUGCACUCUACCAGCCCUCAGCGGCGUCCAUGGCUGCGGUGGCCCAGCGGAGCAUGCCCCUGCAGACGGGGACAGCCCAGAUCUGCGCCCGGCCAGACCCCUUCCAGCAAGCUCUCAUCGUGUGUCCACCCGGCUUCCAAGGACUGCAGGCCUCUCCCUCUAAGCACGCGGGCUACUCCGUGCGCAUGGAAAAUGCAGUUCCCAUCGUCACUCAAGCCCCCGGAGCUCAGCCUCUUCAGAUCCAACCAGGACUGCUUGCCCAGGCCUGGCCAAGUGGGACCCAACAGAUCCUGCUCCCCCCAGCGUGGCAGCAGCUGACGGGAGUGGCCACCCACACAUCGGUGCAGCACGCAACUGUGAUUCCUGAGACCAUGGCGGGCACCCAGCAGCUGGCCGACUGGAGGUGAGUGGGCAAGCGGGUGUGUUUGAAUGAGAGCCAUGUCCACUGCU